GCCUUCCCCCCCCCCUCCCCCGAUCUCUUUUAAACGGGGCGCGCGCGGAGCUGUGCGCGUGCGCGGCGGGAGCCGGCCGGGUGAGGGGAGGGCGGGCCCGACCCGCGCUGAGGGGAUUCGGGCGGCGCCGGCCCUGCCGCCGCUCCGCCGCCGAUCAGAAAUGACUACCCCAAACAAGACACCACCUGGUGCUGAUCCAAAGCAGUUAGAGAGGACUGGUACUGUUAGAGAAAUAGGCUCACAAGCAGUUUGGUCUCUUUCAUCCUGUAAGCCAGGAUUUGGAGUGGAUCAGUUACGAGAUGAUAAUCUAGAAACUUACUGGCAGUCAGAUGGAUCACAGCCUCAUUUGGUGAACAUCCAAUUUAGAAGAAAAACAACAGUGAAGACAUUAUGUAUUUAUGCAGACUACAAAUCUGAUGAAAGUUACACUCCGAGCAAAAUCUCUGUCAGAGUAGGAAAUAAUUUUCAUAAUCUCCAGGAGAUCCGGCAACUUGAAUUAGUGGAACCAAGCGGCUGGAUUCAUGUUCCUUUAACAGAUACUCAUAAGAAGCCUAUUCGCACAUUUAUGAUUCAGAUUGCUGUUCUAGCUAAUCACCAAAAUGGAAGAGACACUCACAUGAGACAAAUCAAAGUGUACACCCCGGUGGAAGAGAGCUCUAUUGGUAAAUUUCCUAGAUGUACAACAAUUGAUUUCAUGAUGUAUCGCUCCAUAAGAUAAAAUUUCUUAAUGAGAAAUAAUAAAGGCAUUGAUGGCAGUAUCAUUACUUAAGUAUUUAAAUACUUAAAGAGCAGGGUUUACUUCAGUGUAAUUGUAUCUUUAUGUUUAUACUUUGUAUGAUUUUGAAAUAAAGAUAAUCUUGUGCUGC
This is a messenger RNA of Chroicocephalus ridibundus (black-headed gull), 866 nucleotides long. RefSeq names its product anaphase promoting complex subunit 10 (gene ANAPC10). Gene Ontology annotation, biological process: protein K11-linked ubiquitination; anaphase-promoting complex-dependent catabolic process. Lineage: Eukaryota; Metazoa; Chordata; Aves; Charadriiformes; Laridae. The coding region runs from base 161 to 718 and encodes 185 amino acids. The record is from RefSeq and is a predicted model, not a curated record. Gene Ontology annotation, cellular component: anaphase-promoting complex. The transcript has 5 exons.